GUUUUGCACUUUAUUUACCGCUGAUUGUACUCCAGUAAAAUUGAACUUUGUAUUGUUGAUAUUUACUUUCACAUAAGUAAAUUUCAAAUAAUUUGUUGAUUGAUUAAUUUAUUAAUUAAUUAAUUUUUAAAAAAUGGCUUCAGCGUUUUUGCGCCGCGGGCUGCAGUCCGUUAUUUCAAAAAGUAUUAAUUUUGAUAAACGAAUUGCGCCAAUUGCUUACGAUGGUUUGUUUGCUGAUAAAAAAACAAUUAAACAACAGCAAUUUAAUUCGACGAUGAUAAGACGAAUGUCGAGCAAAAGGAACGUCCAUCACACACGAGCAUCGGCUUCCGUUGAUGAAGAAAGCGACAGUGAUAGCGACUCUGAUGAAGAACAAGACCGAGGUCAGUCGGUCUUCUGGAGAAGAAAAAUGCGAACUUUACACAGCCACUUGGAUGUUAAUAAGGAUGGAGUCAUUAGUUACGACGACUUUAUGCUCCUUGCUGAUAGAUUUGCUGAUAUUGGCCAUUUAACUCCAGAAGCUAAAAAGGAAUUUCAAAAUGUUUUAAGUGACAUGUGGCAAGAACAAUGGGGCGACAUAAGUCCUUACAAUUUAGUUGGCGUGGAACAAUAUCUUGAAGAAAUGCACCACGUUCUCAACGAUACGUCACUAAAGCGAAAAUGUCACCAUUUUCUGCCUUUCCUCUUCAAGGCGGUGGACAAAGACGGUGACGGAGAAAUAUCUGUCGAAGAAUAUAAAUUAUUUUUCAAGUGUCUAGAUAUUGAUAACGAUCACGCAGUUAUAUCUUUUGCACACAUUGACCAGAAUGAAGACGGAAAAAUAACAGUCAGUGAAUUCGUGUCACUGGGACGAGAAUUUUUCUUGGCUGAAGAUCAUUCUAAGCCUAGCAAACAUUUCUGGGGCCCGUUGGUAGACUAGUGAUGCUACGUACAAAUCACUACAAGCAUAUUGUGAUAAUUAAUAUAAAUAUAUAUAAAUAUAUCUACUGCCUAGACCAGUGUCAUAAUUACACUGAUCAUUUCAUAUGUCACCAUUUAAGUUUUACGUACAUACUAUUUCCUUUGAACGUAAAUAUCAUUUUUCACUGCACUUAUAUAUUAAGAUCGAUGUUGAUACAUCACAAUCUGACCAUUCAAAUUAAAUCGUAAGAUUUGUAUAAAUUUAAUGAGUAUUUGUAUAAUAAAUAUUUUAAAUUACUUUUGUAA
Microplitis mediator is the source of this 1206-nucleotide messenger RNA. It is a transcript of the gene CBP, whose product is annotated as sarcoplasmic calcium-binding protein. Lineage: Eukaryota; Metazoa; Arthropoda; Insecta; Hymenoptera; Braconidae. The record is from RefSeq and is a predicted model, not a curated record. Gene Ontology annotation, molecular function: calcium ion binding. The transcript is spliced from 6 exons. The coding region runs from base 134 to 919 and encodes 261 amino acids.